GCCACGUAGUCCGGAAGAGGCGCCGCGUCGCGCAUGCCCCUUCCUUUCCAGCCUCGGCCUCGGACCCUGAAGCCGCCGUGAUGUUGAUGCCCAAGAAAAACCGGAUUGCCAUUUAUGAACUCCUUUUUAAGGAGGGGGUUAUGGUGGCCAAGAAGGAUGUCCACAUGCCCAAGCACCCAGAACUGGCAGACAAGAAUGUGCCCAACCUUCAUGUCAUGAAGGCCAUGCAGUCUCUCAAGUCUCGGGGCUACGUGAAGGAACAGUUUGCCUGGAGGCAUUUUUAUUGGUACCUGACCAACGAGGGUAUCCAGUAUCUCCGUGAUUACCUCCACCUGCCCCCUGAGAUUGUGCCUGCUACCUUGCGCCGCAGCCGACCUGAGACUGGAAGACCUCGGCCAAAAGGUCUGGAGGGCGAGCGGCCUGCAAGACUCACAAGAGGUGAAGCUGACAGAGACACCUACAGACGGAGUGCUGUGCCCCCUGGUGCUGACAAGAAAGCUGAGGCUGGGGCUGGGUCUGCAACUGAAUUCCAGUUUAGAGGGGGCUUUGGUCGUGGACGUGGUCAGCCACCCCAGUAAAGAUGGAGAUUGUUUUGUGUUGAAUAAACUUGUAGCCAGAAAAAAA
This is a messenger RNA of Dipodomys ordii (Ord's kangaroo rat), 624 nucleotides long. It is a transcript of the gene Rps10, whose product is annotated as ribosomal protein S10. The record is from RefSeq and is a predicted model, not a curated record. Bases 81 to 578 code for a protein of 165 amino acids. Gene Ontology annotation, cellular component: cytosolic small ribosomal subunit. Gene Ontology annotation, molecular function: structural constituent of ribosome; RNA binding. The transcript is spliced from 6 exons. NCBI's taxonomy places the organism in Eukaryota, Metazoa, Chordata, Mammalia, Rodentia, Heteromyidae.